CUUUUGACUGCAUUAUAUGGUCUUGGAACAAUCUGCCGAUACACAUGCAUGAUUGCGUUUUUCUUGAAUGCUUGCAUCCUGUCGGCAAUUGCUAGUCUUGGAGCACUUGGAUAUCACUGCUUUCUAAUUUACUACUUUGCGAACAAUGGCACUUUUGAGAAUUGUGAAAUUUUUAAUGCUUGUUUGUAUAUCAUCGUUCCAAUGUGUGUGUUGGUUGUGCUUAGUUUCAUGGCGUUUAUCAGUGCUCUCGUUGGCUCUAUUUAUUGUUGCAGGGGUAUGUCCUCCCCUCCGCCCUCUACAUUGAUGGUAACCCAGCCCGCUACUGUGUACGCCCAGCCCCCUCAAAAUCAACAGGCUUAUGCCUACUAAGUACU
This is a messenger RNA of Strongylocentrotus purpuratus (purple sea urchin), 374 nucleotides long. RefSeq lists its product as uncharacterized. The record is from RefSeq and is a predicted model, not a curated record. NCBI's taxonomy places the organism in Eukaryota, Metazoa, Echinodermata, Echinoidea, Camarodonta, Strongylocentrotidae. The transcript is spliced from 4 exons. The coding region runs from base 49 to 369 and encodes 106 amino acids.